Molecule: messenger RNA, 588 nt
Organism: Drosophila subpulchrella
Lineage: Eukaryota; Metazoa; Arthropoda; Insecta; Diptera; Drosophilidae
Product: E3 ubiquitin-protein ligase complex SLX5-SLX8 subunit SLX8
Exons: 2
Coding region: 248-523 (91 amino acids)
Molecular function (GO): metal ion binding
Source: RefSeq, a predicted model, not a curated record
ACUUUCAGUUACCCCUAAGUUCUAUAUCAGAAUUAUUCUUUCAUAUAUUUCAAAUCGAACAGCAGGCUUUGAACUUUGAGUUACCAAUAAGUCCUAUAUCAGAACUAUUUUUUCAUAUAUUUCAAAUCGAACAGCAGGCUUUGAACUUUGAGUUACCCCUAAGUCCUAUAUCAGAAUUAUUCUUUCAUAUAUUUCAAAUCGAACAGCAGGCUUUGAACUCAGUCUUCUAACCUGGAAACCAAUCAAAAUGAAGCGUCCACCCCGAGAAGCCGACGAAACAGAACGCAACGCGAUCGUUGACUUGACCUUUCUGGAUGAAAUACAGCCCGUCCCGAGGCGCCUGACCGAUCAGAACAAUAGACUCAUGACAUGCCCCAUUUGCAUCGAACCGCCUGAGACUCCGGUGGCCACCUUGUGUGGCCACAUCUUUUGCAUGGGAUGCCUGAUUCCGGCAAUGCGGCGACAGCGCAUCUGUCCCAUCUGCAAGGAAAGCGUGUCGGAAAUUAUUCAACUCCAUCUCUAAUUUCAAGUUUUUCAUUUGUUGAUUGUUUUGAGUUACGAUUUGACAAUAAAAACAACUAGCAUCAA